This is a messenger RNA of Arctia plantaginis, 1596 nucleotides long. The record is from the annotation of a GenBank genome assembly. Lineage: Eukaryota; Metazoa; Arthropoda; Insecta; Lepidoptera; Erebidae.
AUGGAGAUAACCAAGAAUAACUUUACUGAGCAAUUAGUAAAUAUAACUAAAGAUUUGAAAAAAGCCUGUUUUGUUGGGUUUGAUGCGGAGUUUACAUCUAUACUAUCAGGCGAUCGGCAUAAAUACAGAUUAUUUGACACAAAUGAAGAAAGAUAUGAGAAGUUAAAAAAUGAAGUAAGGAAAAUGAUGAUGACACAGGUUGGGUUGACAAUGUUUCAAUAUGAACGAGAUCUGGACACUUACAUAGCUACUGCAUAUACUUUCCACUUGUGUCCACAAAGUUUUGGAGAUUUGGACCAAUCAUUUAUUUUCAUAGCAUCUUCACUUAAGUUCCUAUGCAGGCAUAAUUUUGAUUUUAAUAAGUUUUUAUAUGAAGGACUUCCUUUCCUAAGUAAGGCAGAAGAAGCAAAGGUGCGACAAGACUUAAAAGACAAAACAAUGCCACAGAAGCUUACUCAAUCAUUGGAUAUAAGUGAGGAAAGACUACUUCAAGGAUACUGCUCUCAAGUAUCUAAGUGGCAAAGCACGAGUGAAGAUGACACAAUAUACUUGGAUGUAGAAAACCCUAUACUACGAUACUUGGUGCAUAAUGAGAUCAGAAUACGGUUCCCUAACAUGCUUACUACAGAUAGCUUAGGUAAUAGUAAGAAGAUUCUUAUUUAUAGAGACAAACACGUAGAAGGCGCAAACAGUGCGCCGAUGGCAAUAAUAGAAGAAGAUCUUAUGAAUAACCUACUCGGUUUCUCACGAAUAAUUUCUCUGUUAGAAACUUUACAGAAACCAAUAAUUGGACAUAAUAUAUUUUUAGACAUUGUUUUUCUUCAUAAUCAGUUUAUCGGACCCUUGCCAAGUAAAUAUUCGGUGUUCAAGAAAAAUAUUCAUAAUAUGUUGCCACAUCUUUAUGAUACGAAAUACAUAUCAAGUGAGAUGUCUAAGAUGCUAAGCUACCAUGAAGUAUGGAGGUCAAAUAUGUUACAAGAUUUAUACGAGUUCUUUGCUGAGGGCAAGUGUAGAAAAUUACAAAAUGGUGUCAGUUUUAUAAAAGUGAGUCAACCGUUCAACGUGAAACAAACGUAUCAUGAAGCUGGCUGGGACUCCUUUUGUUCAGGCUACUGCUUCAUCCGUCUCGGACACUGGAUGGCGUGUGAGAACAGCGGCACCUACCGACCGGUGGGGCCAACUGAAACCGUCGCAGCUAUGGCGCCCUUUGCCAACAAAGUCAACAUUAUACGAGGCGCUAUACCAUAUAUGAGUCUGGUAGGAGCUGAUCCACCGAGCCACCGUCCGGGGAUACUGCUUAUUGAGACGCUUGCUCAGCGCACUAUCAACGUAGGACAGGUUGCAUCAGUUCUCGCCAGUUGCGGUUCCGUAGACGUAAAACCAUAUGGGAGAAGGACAGCUUUACUAGCUUCUGGCACUAAUAUCACUGUUGACAGAAUCAUGAAAAGUUUCAAAGAUAGUAAAGAGUACCGGAUAACGACGUUCAACACACACAAAUACUCACUCGGAACUCGGAUGGCGAUGUGGAGUGGCGCCUUACUAACCGGAACCCUAGUUGUAUAUAUGCUUCAUAAAAAAGUUAAAAUACUUAUAUAG